AUGGCCCAACUGAAGUAUACACCACCCAGGCAAUCAUCACCAACUAUCCACGUUCCACAACAGCUUCAGGACUGCGAGUUCAUUUUUGUCCGAAAUGACGCGGAAACCGGACGAACACCAUCUCCAUCGACAGAGUCAAACCAGCUUUUCUGGAAAAAAUCUCCACGGGAGACAGAACCCGUCUCAAACACACCCAGAACCCUCACCUGCCUCAACAACCACGCAAUCGCAACCGUCACAACCGAGGCUCCACUCACUUCACUCUUUGCUACUGCCUUCCCUCUGAGACGCCAGCUCACUCCUGCAGCUUCCAGCUCACUCUUGCAGCUUCCAGCACUCCUGCAGCCUCCAGCUCACUCCUGCAGCUUCCAGCACUCAUGCAGCUUCCAGCAGUCUUCAGCUCACUCCUACCGCUUCCAGCUCACUCCUGCAGCUUCCAGCACUCCUACCGUUUCCAGCUCACCCCAACAGCUUUCAGCGGCCUCCAGCUCACCCCUGCGGCGCUCUACUGACGUCCCGCUACCUAUUCCAGCACCCGCUGACGAUCUAAUCCAGUGCCCACUGACGUCCAGCGCCCGUUAA
Messenger RNA from Acanthosepion pharaonis, 582 nucleotides. The record is from the annotation of a GenBank genome assembly. NCBI's taxonomy places the organism in Eukaryota, Metazoa, Mollusca, Cephalopoda, Sepiida, Sepiidae.